Molecule: messenger RNA, 1897 nt
Organism: Asparagus officinalis (garden asparagus)
Lineage: Eukaryota; Viridiplantae; Streptophyta; Magnoliopsida; Asparagales; Asparagaceae
Exons: 4
Coding region: 333-1715 (460 amino acids)
Source: RefSeq, a predicted model, not a curated record
CAAAUUAGGGUUUCCAUUUCCAUUUUCAUGUUGAGAGGCGGAGAGAGAGAGAGAGAGAGAGAGGCCUUUUUCCCUUCUUAUCUUUUUUUCGCUCGUCAUCUGCUCCCCCUUUUUCAGUCGCAUGCGUCGAAAUCUCUCCUCCAGUUCAAUCGAGGAAAUUAAUCGAAACCCAAACCCGUAGACUCUUUGCAACCGUCAAUUUCACAUUGAACACCACCUUUUGGGGGGUUUUCACACGAGCCUCCAAUCUCUGUGAAAUCUUCACUUCCUUGGUCUCAUCAGCUCUAAAAUUUAACUUUUUUUUUUUUUUGCAGUUGGGUUAGUCGGUAUUUAUGGAUUCGGGGCCGGUAGUGCUUGACAUUAGCUCCGACGAUGAGCCGGAUGGGUUUUUGAUUAACAAGUGCGAGGAUGCUAUUAAUUAUGUCGAUUUGGACCAAUACUUAGGUUCUGUAAGGAGUAAUGGUCGCGUGAGGCCGAAGAAAGUCGAUCCGCGAGACGACUCGGAUGAUGAUUGCGUGGUUUUGGAGGAGGAUCCUGAUAAACUGACCGCGGCGGGUGAUGAUGAGAGAGACGGGGAUGGAUCUGAGGAUUUGUGCAUUGUUGGACAAAAGGGCCAGGUAGCUUGCAGGGAUUUUCCUCAUUCCCGUCAUCUUUGUGCCAAUUUCCCCUUCAGUACCACUUCCCAUGAGAAGCACUGUAAUUUGUGCCAUUGUUUUGUCUGCGAUUCUCCUGCACCCUGCAACUAUUGGGGCAAUGGCAUAUCAUUCAGUGAUCAUUGUCAUGCUACCGACAAGGAUGAAACAUGGAGGCUCAAGAGGAAACAAUUCAAGAAAACAAGUACAGCAACUCUGCCAUCACAAAUGCUUCCUGUUCUGAAGCGUCCACCUAUUAGAAACACUCGACCAAUCAUUACGCACAAUCUUCCUUCCUCAUCUCCUAUUAUGCCAAAUCAGCCCUCGAGACCACCUACUCUCCGCCCUUGCUCUGCUGCAAUCACUUCCACUGCGUAUUUACCAGCCCAAAGACCCCAUCAAAACCCAACUAAUAUCUCUCAUCAUAGACAGACCUCUUUGGGAUCAUCUUGGUCAGCAGCGACUCAAAGAAAGAGAGUGAAUCGUAGUGGUUCAGCUUUGGCUCCUAUUUCUCUCUCUCCCUUUAAAAGGGUUGGCGCCUCUGGUUCAAUGACUCUGCCUCAGAGACCUCAGCAACCUCGUCCUAUUGUGUUAUCUAGAACUCAAAGCAUGCCUGUAAAUUCACCAAGAUCUCCAUGUACUCCCUUAACUACACAGAGAUCUCAGAACGAUGACAGCAUCAGACAGUGGCAAGAUAUAAUUGCAGGCGUGGCAGCUGAGCUUGGGGUCUCCGAAUGUGUUUCCCAACCUUACACACCUACUUCUUCGUCACAAGCUUCAGAUAUGUCGAGUCAAGGCAUGGGGUUGCAUACAAAUGUUGAUCCAACAACAUUUUCAUCAAAAUCUUCUAUAGAUUUUGAUGGUGGAUGGCUGGAUGGCACAAGUCGGAAUUUACCAGGACAAGGUCCAGCCAUUUCUGCCAACGACGAUGAUCUUUCCAGGGAUAAUCAACUAGGGAGCUUAUUAGCACCUGUAGAAAAUACUGCUUUUGUGCCUGGUAAAGUAGCCGGUUUGCGUGAAGAGGAUCCAGCAUCGUUUCUAUAUGACCUUGAUUGCAGUUGGAGUAGCAUAGCGAAUGUAUAGCCACCGUAGUCCUUCAGUGGGCCUCCUUCUAACUCCUUUUUAACCAUCAAGUGAAAUCUUUUAUCAGCUAGAGAGGUUGGUCUAUGUAUAUAGGCUCUUUGUCAUCUAUAGUUGUAUAUGCCUUGAACUUGUUCAUGUUUGAUGCCAUCAUCUUGCUCUGGUUUAAAGUUAUGCCACUGAAA